AUGACCAAACCUUCCACGGUCUGCGGUGUCAAAAUAGAUACCAUACGAUUGCUUCUCCGUGCGGUCAUUUUUAUAUCAAUUGCUGGAGCGGCCAUCUCCUCGCGUCUAUUUUCAGUGAUUCGUUUUGAGUCAAUUAUUCACGAGUUUGACCCUUGGUUCAACUUCAGAGCUACGAAGUAUUUGGUGUCCCAUUCUUUCUAUGAUUUCUUAAACUGGUUUGACGACAGAACCUGGUAUCCCUUAGGCAGAGUUACGGGUGGUACUUUGUACCCAGGGUUGAUGGUCACUUCAGGUAUCAUUUGGCACGCCUUGAGGGACUGGUUCGGGUUGCCUGUAGACAUAAGGAACAUUUGUGUGAUGCUUGCGCCAGCAUUUUCUGGAAUCACUGCGAUUUUCACAUACUACUUUACCAAAGAAAUGAAGGAUUCUAACGCAGGUCUUUUGGCUGCUAUCUUCAUGGGCAUUGCUCCGGGCUACAUUUCCCGUUCUGUCGCUGGCUCGUACGAUAACGAGGCUAUUGCCAUCACGUUGCUUAUGGCCACAUUCUAUUUGUGGAUUAAAGCCAUGAAGGUGGGCUCCAUCUUUUACGGGACCUUGACGGCCUUGUCGUACUUUUACAUGGUAUCUGCGUGGGGUGGCUAUGUCUUCAUCACCAAUUUGAUUCCUUUGCACGUAUUUGUCUUGAUCUUGAUGGGUAGAUACAACCACCGCUUGUACACGGCCUACACCACAUGGUAUGCCUUGGGGACCAUUGCGUCUAUGCAGAUUCCAUUUGUCGGGUUCUUGCCAAUCCGCUCGAAUGACCAUAUGGCUGCUUUGGGAGUGUUUGGAUUGUUGCAAUUGGUCGCUCUCGGUGCCUAUGUCCGUUCCAAUGUGCCAACUGCUCAAUUCAGGGUGUUUUUGACGGUUUCUCUUAUCUUAAUCACCCUUUUGGGUGUAGCUGGCUUGUCUGCUUUGACUGCCGCUGGCUGGAUUGCUCCAUGGACGGGUAGAUUCUACUCCUUGUGGGACACAAACUACGCCAAAAUCCACAUUCCUAUUAUUGCAUCUGUUUCCGAGCAUCAACCUACGGCAUGGCCAGCCUUCUUCUUCGACACCAACAUGUUGAUCUGGUUAUUCCCUGCUGGUAUAUUCUUCUGCUUCCAGGAGAUGCGUGAUGAACACCUCUUCAUCAUUAUUUACGGUGUGCUUGGCUCCUACUUUGCUGGUGUGAUGGUGAGAUUGAUGUUGACAUUGACCCCGGUUGUCUGUGUGGCUGCCGCAAUUGCCUUGUCCAAAUUAUUUGAUGUGUACAUGGAUGUGUCUGACAUCUUCAGCUCUCAACAAGAGGAAGAGGAAUUUACUGACAAGAAGAAGAAGACUCCUACUAUCAAGAAGAAUGCACCAUUUCCUAUCUUUAAAUUGCUUAGCAAAGGCGUUGUGUUGGUGUCAUUUGUAUACUACCUCGUAUUCUUUGUCCUCCACUGUACUUGGGUGACCUCCAACGCGUACUCAUCCCCUUCGGUCGUGUUGGCUUCUCGUAACCCUGAUGGAAGCCAAAAUAUCAUUGAUGACUACAGAGAGGCCUACUACUGGUUGAGAAUGAACACUCCAGAAGACGCUAAGGUUAUGGCAUGGUGGGAUUACGGCUACCAAAUAGGUGGCAUGGCUGACAGGACCACUUUGGUGGACAACAACACCUGGAACAACACCCACAUCGCCACUGUUGGUAAGGCCAUGGCUUCCAACGAGGAGACCGCGUACGAAAUUUUGAAAAAACAUGAUGUUGACUACGUGCUUGUCAUCUUCGGAGGUGUAUUGGGAUACUCCGGAGAUGACAUGAACAAGUUUCUCUGGAUGGUGAGAAUCUCUGAGGGUAUUUGGCCCGAGGAAAUUCAUGAGAGAGAUUACUUCAGCGCAAAAGGUGAGUAUAAGGUCGAUCUGGAGGCAUCUACAACGAUGAAAAACUGUAUGUUAUACAAGAUGUCGUACUACAGAUUUGCAGAGUUAUUUGGUGGAAGAGAGGCUCAAGACAGGGCACGUGGCCAGGUAAUUCCAUCCACCCCAAUCACCCUCGAUACCGUUGAAGAAGCCUUCACGUCGCAAAACUGGAUUGUCAGAAUCUACAAGGUGAAAGACCUUGACAACCUCGGCAGAGAGCCCAAGGCCGCCGCCGAUUUCGCCCGGGGCAGCUCAACAUCGAACAAGAGGGUGAGGGCGGUGAAGAAGCCAGCUUUGGAUUUACGGGCUUGA
Candidozyma auris is the source of this 2232-nucleotide messenger RNA. RefSeq names its product dolichyl-diphosphooligosaccharide--protein glycosyltransferase subunit STT3 (gene STT3). Gene Ontology annotation, molecular function: dolichyl-diphosphooligosaccharide-protein glycotransferase activity. The record is from RefSeq and is a predicted model, not a curated record. The coding region runs from base 1 to 2232 and encodes 743 amino acids. The transcript has a single exon. Gene Ontology annotation, cellular component: membrane. Gene Ontology annotation, biological process: post-translational protein modification. NCBI's taxonomy places the organism in Eukaryota, Fungi, Ascomycota, Pichiomycetes, Serinales, Metschnikowiaceae.